UACAUAGGUAGCUACACGCCUCCGUGAGCCGGCUCUCAAUGUACAUCAACUGCGUACCAAGAUUGCUUUCAACCUCGCAUUAGCGACAACAAACUGAAGAAUAGAAUAGCGGCGAGGGUGUGAAGAAUCAUGGAAGAUAACAAAUCCGAUCUCUUGCAAUAUGCGCGCGAGUACGCAACGGCGAACAAAGACUUGUACGAGCUCCUGUCGGUGGCGCCGGACGCUGCGCAACCCGAGGUGCACCGCGCCUGGCGCAAAGCGUCGCUGAAGCACCACCCUGACAAGGCGAAGAACUUCGAUCCGGAGACAUGGCAGCUUUUCGAGCGGGCGCGCGACGUGCUCUCGCUGCCCGAGGCGCGCGCGGCGUACGAUUCGGCUCGCGCCGCGGCUGUCAAGGCGCAGCAAGCGCGGGCGGCACUCGACGCAACGAAGAGGGCUAUGAUCGAUGACUUGGAGGCCAGGGAACGCGGCGUCAAAAGGAAAGCGGAGGGGAGAGGAGAAAGGACGAUGAUGACGGAUGCUGAGAAGAGGGCCCUCGCGGAGAGGACGACCGAACGAUUAGAGAAACGCCGGCGGAUGAAGGAGGAGGCCGAAGCCAGGGAGCGCGAGCGGAUGGGCGAUGUUUCGAAGAGAGAACCCGAACCUCGGCCGAUGCACUUCAAUUCCACAACGAUACCGACCUCCGCGAGUAACGGGGCGGCAAAUGCAGACAUCUCACAUGCGGAGCCACCGGCAGACGAAUACGACGACCGGAUAGCGGAUCUCGAGCGGAAGCUCCGGGAGCGAAGAGCCGAGAAAGCAGCGCGCAAAGCAGAAAAGAAGAACAAGAGCGGCAAUAGAGUUCGAAGAAGCGAGAACGAUGAUAAUCGCGGCGGAGAUGGGGAAGCCACUACCGCGCAAACAAACACGACAACGACAACAAAUACACCACCACCCAUCGCGAAACCCAUCCCUCAAUCUAUACCGAUGGCCACGACGCAACAAGCUCAGAAAACGUCGAACGCCGGCCUAGGCGGUACCUCCUCACUCAUGGAGAAACUGAGGGCCGCGCAGAGGGAGAAAGAGCGCAAGAUGGCUGAGACUGUUGCUGCUGCUGCUGCUACCACUGUGACGACGUCGCCAGAUGGGUAACCCGACGGUCUGGGGACGAAAAUAAAGAGGAUGAUAAAAAAAAAAAAAAAAAAAGAGUUAGAAAAUCGAACCAGUUAUUACACACGACUGACGAACAAAUAUGAUCCUGUAGAUUCUUGGCCCUGGCUUUGGGACAUGGUUCACAAAAGAUGAGAACGGACGGCAUAUACUUAUUACGAUACCCACUACGAUAGACAAACAUGUAAUGAUACCUGAGAUAACCACUCCGCGGUGAGAUGAACUCACUUGCUUCCGCAGGCCUUGGUUUACGUGAGAACUAGACGUUUUGUUUUGAAAUCGAAAGGUUUUAUUUUAUACAUGCGACUUGGUA
Molecule: messenger RNA, 1462 nt
Organism: Xylaria bambusicola
Lineage: Eukaryota; Fungi; Ascomycota; Sordariomycetes; Xylariales; Xylariaceae
Exons: 1
Coding region: 130-1131 (333 amino acids)
Biological process (GO): spliceosomal complex disassembly
Cellular component (GO): spliceosomal complex
Source: RefSeq, a predicted model, not a curated record